Molecule: messenger RNA, 1119 nt
Organism: Fusarium falciforme
Lineage: Eukaryota; Fungi; Ascomycota; Sordariomycetes; Hypocreales; Nectriaceae
Exons: 2
Coding region: 1-1119 (372 amino acids)
Source: RefSeq, a predicted model, not a curated record
AUGGCAUAUCUCAGCAUGCUUCGUUUUCAGCUCUUGAUCGUUACGCUUCUUGCAAGUGCGCUUUGCGUGCAGGCUCGUCGAGGUGGAGGAGGCGACAGCGACUAUGACGGUGGAUCAAGCAGCGGCGGAGGAAGCAGUGGCGGCGACAGUAGUGACAGUGGUCUUAGCCCCGAGGAAAGAGCACGCGAUGAGGCAUGUCGGAACGAAGUUGGUCAUACCAGUCCAGUCUGGCUGCAUCGAUGGGUUGGCACAUACUACAAUGGAACAAUAGAACUUUCAAUCGAGCUCGAUCGUUGUAAUGGCACUUGCAAGGAGUCAGAAAGUACGGUCAACUGGGAGCUGACUGGCGUACUGUCUAUACUGGAUCCUAUGCAUUCCGCUGCAGGGAAUCGCAGACCUGUCGUGCCGCGCCCAAAAAACCCCUUCAUUGGCGUUCUAUACGGAUGGCCCAAGGACGCCAACCGGUCCGAACUCCUUGCACAUCGCGACGGCACAUUUCUUCCGCCGUCUAUUAACCUCGCCAUGGAAACUGUCUCAGAUUUUCAAUAUAAUGAAGUCACGUACGGGCUUAAUCCGUCCGAUACUGUGAGCCGUAACAAUCCAACCUGCAGGGUACAGGAAGUGACCAGUACGGACGACGGAUACGGAUUCGAAUGCGUAUAUGAUGGACUUGGAGUCUACAGAGCAACGGACAGCAGCCAGUUCACAGCCCCAAUGACCAACUCUAGCGGAAGGAAUCACCUGGUGGUAGAACCUGGGAACAACACUAUGCUCACCGGCAGCUUCGAUCCGAAUUCAGCUGAAUUCGAAUGGAGAGGUCCCUUUAACGCAUUUGCUGGAUCCUUCGGUCAGGAUUCUAUGAGGAAGCCUUACACAAACGAACGGAACUACAUAAGCGAAGAUAAAGCUCCUUAUAUUGGCGACUUUAUAGUUCGCUUUCAUGGCAAGGUAGAUGUUGAGCAUAGCCAUGAAAUGGUAGUUGAGAGCGGACGUGAUGUGAGCUGGGAUAAGGACGAAGAAAAGAUCCAAGACGUUACUUAUUGUUCAGCUGCCCCCGGCAGAUUCUCUUACAAGCUGUGGGAACUGUCUUUGUUUUUCUGUGUACUUUUAAUAGUUUAG